Messenger RNA from Scophthalmus maximus (turbot), 1688 nucleotides. It is a transcript of the gene chmp2a, whose product is annotated as charged multivesicular body protein 2A. The record is from RefSeq and is a predicted model, not a curated record. NCBI's taxonomy places the organism in Eukaryota, Metazoa, Chordata, Actinopteri, Pleuronectiformes, Scophthalmidae. Gene Ontology annotation, biological process: endosome transport via multivesicular body sorting pathway; late endosome to vacuole transport; protein transport. Bases 157 to 831 code for a protein of 224 amino acids. The transcript has 7 exons. Gene Ontology annotation, cellular component: multivesicular body; ESCRT III complex.
CCGUGCAGUGCAUUGUGUGCGCCGCUUCUUCUUCCUCGCCAGUCGAACUGGCACCGUUGGCAGCUCCGCUCGUGCAACACUGCCACCGUGCGGACAGAGCGUUCAGCACACCCCGGGGGAUGCCGUUGACUUUGUCAGGUACCCAUAAAGAAACAGAUGAAUGAAAUGAUGGAUUUCCUGUUUGGGAGGAGAAAGACACCGGAGGAGAUCCUCCGGCAGAACCAGAGGGCGCUGAACCGCGCCAUGCGAGACCUGGACCGGGAGCGAAUGAAGCUGGAGCAGCAGGAGAAGAAGAUCAUCGCCGACAUAAAGAAAAUGGCCAAACAGGGACAAAUGGACGCCGUCAAGAUCAUGGCCAAGGAUUUGGUUCGCACGCGGCGCUACGUCAAGAAGUUCAUCAUGAUGAAGGCGAACAUCCAGGCGGUCAAUUUAAAGAUACAGACGCUCAAGUCCAACAACAGCAUGGCGCAGGCGAUGAAGGGCGUCACCAAGGCCAUGGCCACCAUGAACAGACAGCUGAAGCUACCUCAGAUUCAGAAGAUCAUGAUGGAGUUUGAAAAGCAGAGUGAAAUCAUGGACAUGAAGGAGGAGAUGAUGAACGACGCCAUCGACGACGCCAUGGGUGAUGAAGACGACGAGGACGAGAGCGACGCCAUCGUGUCCCAGGUGUUGGACGAGCUGGGCCUGACUCUGACCGACGAAUUGUCACAUCUCCCGACCCCGGGAGGAAACCUGUCGGUGGCUGCGGGGAGGAAGGCCGAGCCCCAGCCCACGCUCGCCAACGCAGACGCCGAUCUGGAGGAGCGACUGAACAACCUCCGAAGAGACUGAACGCGCAGUAUCUGACGGACGGGGGUUCGUCGACGCAGAAGCAAAUACACUCAAAUCUCUUGUCGUGUCUAGAUUCUUUUUGAAGAUUGUAACUGGCAGAACACCGACUGUUUCACCGCAGACGGCCUGUGUGUGGUUUUCAUUUUGAGGUGUCUUUAUUAUUAUUUUUUCUGGUUUACGCGUCUAUCUUGUAUUUUAUCCAAAAAAUAAAUCAAACGAAAAACCCCAUCAAGGGUCGUUCUCAUUCAUAGGUUAUAGAAAAACUCAUGUCACAUGUAAAAAUCUAUGCCAAAAUGACGCAGAUUCUCUGACAGUGAAGAUCAAAAUCACAGUCUGUGUAAAUACGAACUCAUCGAGACUCGUUGAUGUUUUCACAAAUUAAAUUAACACUAAUCACGAAAUGUUACAAAGACCCCAGAUGGAAGCUGCUUGUAUUGCAGAAGUGGAUAUUUUAUACGGGGGACGUACAGUACGUACACAUACAUAUUCAACACUUUCUGUAUCAAUACAGGUUUGGUGUUCUUUGUAUUAUCAUCAUAUAAAAUCUGCUCGUUUAAGCCCGACACAAGCUUUUGAUUGUGGGAGUCGACUGAGUCAGGGUGUAACGGAAGAUUAUGUAAAAAAAUAAAAGUGGAUUAUCUUAACAACGUUUCUGUCUAUAUUCACUAACAGGAGGGUUAGUUUUCCAAAAAAUUAUAUAUGAAUGAUUAGAGACAAUGAGUGAAAGUGUGUUGAGCCCACUGACUCUUCACCAGAGGAACGUCAUCGGGAGUUUCACCAAAUCUCUGAUAAACUGUCCUGGUUUUUGUUUUAUUUUUUGCCUUUUCUUUAUUCAAUAAACAUUUUUCCAUAUUUAA